Larimichthys crocea (large yellow croaker) is the source of this 1096-nucleotide messenger RNA. It is a transcript of the gene slc25a21, whose product is annotated as solute carrier family 25 member 21. The record is from RefSeq and is a predicted model, not a curated record. The coding region runs from base 177 to 1076 and encodes 299 amino acids. Lineage: Eukaryota; Metazoa; Chordata; Actinopteri; Sciaenidae. The transcript has 11 exons.
GGAGGGUGGAUGUGGAGCAGCAGACUGGUGGUGGUGGUGGUGGUGGUGGUAAUUGAUUCCAGCUUAGCCUGUGAGGAGCACGGAGAGAUAUCGCUGCUGCGCUGCCGCUGACUCUGAGCCGCAGACAGCCUCAGCGUGGAGCGGGUGGAGAGGGCAGGACAACCGAAACACUCAGAAUGACAACCGUGAAACACCGCAGCAUGCUCCGGGAGGCUUCGCAUCAGAUUAUCGCCGGUGGAUCCGCCGGUCUGGUGGAGAUCUGCUUGAUGCAUCCCCUCGACGUGGUGAAGACGAGGUUCCAGAUCCAAAGGGGAACCAGUGACCCCAACAGCUACAAGAGCCUUGGUGAUUGCUUCCGGACCAUCUUCCGCAAUGAGGGAGUCUUGGGUUUCUACAAGGGAAUCCUGCCUCCCAUCCUGGCAGAGACGCCAAAGAGGGCGGUCAAGUUUUUCACCUUCGAGCAGUACAAGAAGCUGCUGAAUCUGACCCCUUUGUCUCCCGGUAUGAUAUUCUGUGUAGCCGGGCUCGGCUCGGGCUUGACUGAGGCUGUCGUUGUCAAUCCAUUCGAAGUGGUGAAAGUCAGUCUGCAGGCCAACAGAGAUUCCUUCAAAGAGCAACCCUCCUCUUUCGCUCAAGCGAGACGCAUUAUGAACUCAGACGGAUUCGGACUGAAGGGCCUGAAUAAGGGAUUAACGUCAACACUGGGACGCCAUGGAGUCUUCAACAUGAUCUACUUUGGCUUCUAUUUCAACGUCAAGGAUGCUAUUCCCAGCAACCCGGACCCUACCCUGGAGUUCCUGAGGAAGUUCGCCAUCGGCCUCACGUCCGGGACCAUCUCCUCCUGCGUGAACAUUCCCUUCGACGUGGCCAAGAGCCGCAUCCAAGGCCCCCAGCCCGUGCCCGGAGAGAUCAAGUACCGCACCUGCUUCCAGACCAUGGGGCUGGUGUACCGGGAGGAGGGGUACUUGGCACUGUACAAGGGGUUGGUGCCCAAGAUAAUGAGGCUCGGACCAGGUGGAGCAGUGAUGCUGCUGGUCUAUGAAUAUGUGUCUGGAUGGCUGCAGAAAAACUGGUAACACAAAAAAAAACAAAAAAA